Molecule: messenger RNA, 264 nt
Organism: Anastrepha obliqua
Lineage: Eukaryota; Metazoa; Arthropoda; Insecta; Diptera; Tephritidae
Product: small lysine-rich protein 1
Exons: 2
Coding region: 1-255 (84 amino acids)
Source: RefSeq, a predicted model, not a curated record
AUGCCAGGCAAAAGUAAAAAGAAACGCAACAGCAAAGAUUCCACUUCGAGUAAUAAUGGGAAUGGUGAGGAGGGAGAGAAAAAAAAGGAUGGCAAGAAGAAGAGCAACAGCAGCAAGGCGCUGGGAUGCGACAUUUUCAAUGAUGUAGCGAUGGAGAAUGCCUAUUAUGUGUGUCACAAUGUGCAGGAUUUACUCAAGACGCGCGGUUUCGCUUGGCCCGAUGGGCAAAAGAAGAAGAAAAAGGGAAAACGUUAAAAAUUAUUA